AUGAAGCAGCAAGUGGGGGCGAUUAUUUUUGGCUUAAUAGUAGUGAAUGUCUUUUCGUGGGAGUGUACCAAACCAGGACGGUUUCCUGAUCCCGAGGAUUCCGAAGGUUGCGAUAAUUACGUGACGUGCAUUCCCAACUCUGGAGGUUCCUUCGAGCUGCGAACAGACCAGUGCAAUCCCGGAAGUCUGUUUAGUGCUAAAUAUCAACGCUGUAUUGUUGGUGAUUCGUGUGAUGAAUUGGAAGAUUUUUAUUCGAUCGAAUAUGACUGCAGCGAAUGUGGAAAAUUUGUGAAUGUGCAUUCACACGACUGUCGGCAGUUUGUGAACUGUUUGAAGACGAAAGAUCCGGGAGUUUUUGUUGCGAUCAAACAAAGCUGUCCAAAAGCGCAAGUUUUUUCGUCGAAAAGUUUGUCGUGCGUGAAUGAAAGUGAAUACCAAUGUCCUCCGGUAGCUCUCAAAUUUUUAUCAGACUUUGUCUGUCUUGACGUUGGGAAAUAUCCAGAUGAAUCUGUGCCGAACUGUAAGGGAUAUAGGCUAUGCUCGAAGCUGAGAAAUGGAACGCUUGUUUCGAAUAAUUAUCUCUGCGAAAAUAGUUUUGUUUUUUCGGAAGUCGAGAAGAAAUGUGUGUCUCAUGUCGACUACGACUGUCCAGAUGAUAGUAACUACAGUUUCGUGUGUCCUGGAAUCGGACAGUAUCCGGAUGCAGUAUCCAAGACGUGCGAAACGUUUCAUAAUUGCGUUGAGAAUUCCAAAGGCCAACUCGAGUCAACUUUGUCUACCUGCCUCGAGGGAGAUAUUUUCUCAGCAAUUGCGUCAAAAUGCGUUAGUAAAUUGGAGUAUGUAUGUCCCCGCGCAUUAACCGAACUGAAAUUGCUCGAUCAGUACGCUGAGGAUGGACCCAUCAAUGUUCGACCACUGUCAAGUGAUUUGGAAAUUUCCUUGUGUGUUGAAUCGGGCAGGUUUUCGAAUGAUGAGGAUGAGCGCUGUGAAACUUACAAUUUAUGCUCCCGCGAUGCGCAAGACAACUGGUUCAAGGUGAUCGUGCGAUGUCCUUCUGGAACCCUAUUCUCAUCCGAGAAGAAACGUUGCGUAGAUAAUGAAGCAUUCGUUUGUUCAACGAUGACGACCGAAUUGCUGCUUCCAUCGACCUCUGAUUUGCCAACAGUAGAACUUAACACAUACGAAUGUGUCGAAGGUGGUGCGAUCGCCAAUGCUGACGAUAAUACCUGUAAGACAUACUACUUAUGCUCACUGAAUUCGGAGAAUAUUCUAACCCAAGCAUUAUUCAUUUGCCCCCACGAGUCACUAUUUUCUACACUUUUGAAUAAAUGCGUCAAAGACGACGGCACAUUUCAAUGCCAUGGAACCACGCAAUUAGCCGCACUAGACAACAGUGACGUGUCGGGAGAUGGAAUUGACACAACAGUUAUAAUUCAAUCAACAGUGGUCGAUUCAGGCCAAAUUGAAGUGCCUUCUCUUACCAAAUCAGACACUCCUUCAGACAGCCAAGUAACAAUCCUCACAACGACGAUUCCGGCAUCGUCAUAUACGUACCCUUGCACCGCCACCGGCCGAUUCGCCGACAUCAAUUCAGAGGACUGCGGAUCAUACUUCCUCUGUAAGGAAGACAAAUCUGGUUCCAUUGUUUCCGUGCAUCUGAAUUGCCCCAGCGGAAUGGUAUUUUCCAGAAACAACAAUAAAUGUAUUAUAUCAGACAAGUAUUUAUGUUGA
Messenger RNA from Toxorhynchites rutilus septentrionalis, 1731 nucleotides. RefSeq lists its product as uncharacterized. The record is from RefSeq and is a predicted model, not a curated record. Bases 1 to 1731 code for a protein of 576 amino acids. The transcript has a single exon. NCBI's taxonomy places the organism in Eukaryota, Metazoa, Arthropoda, Insecta, Diptera, Culicidae. Gene Ontology annotation, cellular component: extracellular region. Gene Ontology annotation, molecular function: chitin binding.